CGACGCGUGGACCAGGAACAUGUUGACGUUACUGUGAAACCCGUAGCUGAACGAGUAUAGAACUGUAACACAGUCACCAUCUUUAACAUGGCGGAAGGAUUUGUCCGGGAACAGUCGUCGGUAGAUGGCUCCAGGAGUCUGGACACUUUCGUACUGGAAUGUCCUAUCUGUCUGGAACAGUUGCGACACCCUAAGUCCCUCCCUUGCCUUCAUUCAUUUUGUGAGGAAUGCCUUGGUAGCUACAUCACCAAGGAGUCGUCAGGUAAGAUGGCGUCUUCUUUCUCCUGUCCUGUAUGCCGUAAGGUCACCGAGCCGAUGAACCCGUCAGAAGACAAGGGAGGUUGGGCCGGACAGUUUCCUACCAACAAUCUGGCAGUCGAAAUGAUCCGACAUUUACAAAAUACGAAAACGUUGAUCACAUGCAAGCCCUGUGAGAAGAAAGGAAACACGAAUGUACCAGCAAAGUUUUGGUGCGAUCAAACCAAAUCUUACUUCUGUGCAACCUGUAAAAUCGGCCAUCAUGACCUGUUUCAUGAAGAAUGCGAACCCGAGAAUAUCACGGAAUGGAAUAAAUCAGAUACGAUCCGAAGGCAGACGUCGGCUGCUGGAUGUGGAAAACACAAAGAGAAAAUAGAGUAUUACUGUGAAGACCAUCAGAUUCUUGGAUGUAACAAAUGUAUCAUUGUCGAUCACCGGAGAUGUGAAGUGGUGACAUCAGUAGACGAUUUCCGGGACAAACUGACACCUUCGAAAUUCGACGAUCUUUUUGAAGAGCUUCGGAAAAGCGCAGACGCCAUGGAAACAUUGAUAAACGAUGUCGCAGAACAGCUUCAGUCCAUGACAAACGAUCAAGACAUCGCACUACAAAGUUUAACAGACCUACGCAAAAAGAUUAACGAACGUUUUGAUACAAUUCAGAAAGAGCUUACAGAUAAAUUGAUGGCAUCUUUCAAGGAAGAGAAAGAAAACCACGAUAUAUCGAAACUGAAAUGUGAAAGAUUGAUGUUCUCUAUGCAAAAUACGCUGACGUCAUCAAAGGAUGCCGCCUUGAAGGACGAUUCCGUGGGGACGAUCUGUCUGUUCCAGAGAGGACAGGCGGAGGUCGAGUCCUGUAAGGAACUCAUAAAGGAAUUGGAAAAGUCGUCCAGAUCUACCAGUCUUAGACACGAGUAUGACCCCGACAUACUGUCCGUCAACACCAAGACAAGCCUUACCAUGGGAAAGAUAGUCGUUCAUCAACAACAGAGGAGACUACCAUCUACUGCGUUCCGUACUCCAUUGUCUGAACGCCAGAUGAAGAUGACGGAAAACUUAAACAUCAAAGUUCCCUCUGACAAGAACGACUGUUUUGCGCUUGGAGUUGUUCUCAUGUCUGAUGGCCGUAUUGUCGUAGGAGACUAUGCAAACAACAAAGUGAAGCUGUUUACAGAAAACGGGGAAUUUCAUUGUGAGGUGGGACUGAGUGAUAGGCCUUUUGACCUUUGUCGUAUUGAUGACAAUACUGUGGCCGUGAUGCUGGUGACUGUUAAAACCAUCUGUGUUGUCGCUGUUGAGGAUUUAACCUUGACCAUCUCAUCGGAAAUCCUUAUUCCAAACAUUACUGAAAGCUGCCUUGGUGUCACAUACAAUAGCACUAACUUUGUAGUUGGAACAUUAGCAUCACUUUAUAGUGUACCAAAAGAUGGGGGUCAAGCCACAAAACUUCAUACAAUAAAAUCACAAUGUCUGCAUCUCGCCAGUAAUCAGAACAAUGGGUACGUGUUCGCUAGCAUAAACGAAUUAACUCCUGACAAGGUGGCCGUGACACGACUGUCUGAUAAGUCCAUCACAGACGUGUUGAAGGUCGGCACCGUGAAAGGAACAGCAGGAAUAGACGUAGACAGAGAGGGUAACGUAUAUGUUUGUGGAUUCAGUUCAAACAACGUCAUACAGGUGUCUGGGGAUGGAACCAACGUCAGGGAACUACUGACGUCGUCAGAUGGUAUCGAAAGUCCGAGGGCUAUUUCCGUGUAUGGUGAUAAAGUAGUGAUCACAAAUGAGUAUUCAGACCAACGGAAUUUUAUUCAUAUGUUUCAGCUCAUUUGAAUGGCAACACAGAACUAAGGAGAUUAAGGAACAUUUUGUGGAAUCCGAAAGACAAUAGAUGAGUUUGUAUUAUUUAGCUACACCUCAUUCAUUCACUUAUUUUUUUAAUUCUAUACGCAAUCUGUGAAUAUCAGUAAUAUAUCUUGCAAUAUGAAUCCAUGAAACAUAUAUUAUGGAGUAUUUUCAAUAAAUACGAUCUAAUUUUAUUUGAUACUCCAAAAUAGGUAUCUGCGUCCAUGAACAGUGACGGCAUGGAUUUAGACUAGAGCAGCAUAGAUAUUCGUAUAACAACACAAAGAAAUUAGAAUAUAAUGCUAUUGUUUUCUGGUACCGUCAUUUCAUGUGUAUUGCCUGUCCGCACAAGUCGAAAUAAUGGUUUUAUAAUUUAGAAUCUGCAGAUAGCCCGUUUCCGUUCACUGCCUUUGAGGUUUCCGCUGAGUAAUAGAUUACACGUUCUCACAAUCGGGGGAAUCCCCUACUGUAUGUGUAUUGUACUCAUAGUUUACCUGUGUUGCCUUGACACGUGAACGGUGUCAAUAAACGUAUUUCUGAAUCUACAUUGCCAUUCAUAUUUACAUACAUAGGUACCAUUCAUAAUUAUAAACAUAGAUACCAUUCAUAUUUAUAAACAUAGGUUCC
Messenger RNA from Pecten maximus, 2724 nucleotides. RefSeq lists its product as uncharacterized. Gene Ontology annotation, cellular component: nucleoplasm; chromatin. Gene Ontology annotation, molecular function: ubiquitin-protein transferase activity. Lineage: Eukaryota; Metazoa; Mollusca; Bivalvia; Pectinida; Pectinidae. The record is from RefSeq and is a predicted model, not a curated record. The transcript is spliced from 2 exons. Gene Ontology annotation, biological process: positive regulation of DNA-templated transcription. Bases 88 to 2085 code for a protein of 665 amino acids.